GUAAUCUACAGGGAUUGACUGCCGGAUACAAGCAAGCAAGAAAUAAAAAACACGACGACAGCCUUCAUACACUUGAACCAGUAACUUAAAAAGAAUGAACAAUGAAGAACGAUGAAUGACGAACGCAAACAAUGUCGGCUCACAUCUCCCUUCGUGUGGAUGCUGCUGAGAGAGGGGGAGCACAGACGCUCUCAUCGAGCUUCGCGAUUCUCUGAGCGUUGUUUGUUGUUGCACAAAUCACAGCAGCCCAAAAUGAUGUGGAGCCCACACAGCAUCACCACAGCCCGAGAGUGAAUGGGCAGUUUUUGGGGGCGCCUCGCGAUUCUCCAAAUGAGAACGAGAGAGGGAGCAUAAAUCGCGGUGCAUGCGCCACGUGUGACAAGUUGGAGCACAUUUCGGCCAAGCUGCCUUCGGUGCUGGUUGGGGCCGAGUUAGUCUCUUUUCGAACGCGAUUCGGUCUGGACGUGUCUCCGAGAGUGUGAAACCCCCCGCGGAAAGUUUUUCUGGCGAAAGUCGUUCGGCGGUGGCCGAGGUUCUUCGAUUGAUUUUUCGUGGCGGUCGUCGUGCGUUCGCGGUUUGGCCAGCAAAUAAGUGUGGCGUUUAUUUUGUGAGGUUUAUAGUAUUUGCGACGCAUACGGUAUUGUGGCUAAUCUUGAUCGAACGCCAGCGAGCUUUGAAGAGCGUGCGACACGGAGUGAGAGAGAGGGGGAGUGUAGUUGCCUUUGCACGGUAUUAGCAGCUGACCAAGUUUCGAUCAGUUAGUAGUGACUUGCUGUCGGUACCUAAAGUUUCGCGAAUCGUUUGCGUCACCGUAAAGGUUGAAGGCUCCUAGUGCUGGCUAGAUAGUUUUGUGCGAGUUUUAUGCGUAGCUGUCCUAGUUCACAAUAUAGACGUUCCAGUUUCCUGGAGUGCACGGCAAGUGCAACGCAGACUAUUUUGUCCUUUGACGGAAGAAUACCCAAGCAGAAGUGAGACUUGGCACGAAGGAUCCGGAGAGGAGUGUGGUUUUUCCCGGAGGGGCGUUUUUUGCGAGUGCUUUUUUUCGUGCGAACAGUGAACUAGAACUGAAAGAGUGGCACACAUUUUCAACAGAUUGCUUUCGUUUGUUGUUCGAUUGAUGCGUAUGGUGAUUUUUCGGAAGCUGAUUAUUACUCAACGCCAAGCUCUCAACGGCCACCACCAGUGGACCACUUCGGACUGGAUUGUUUGCUGUAGAGCUUCACUAGAGUGGCGAGUGAGGAGCUCAUCUGCUGAUAAUUGCAUUCGCAGGCCUCACUUCAGCGCUUGAUUAUACCCACACAAUCUACAGAUCAUCGCUAUUUGCUGUUGCCGCUCAAUUCGACGGAAUAACAAUUUUACAUAACAUCGUUAGAUAGCAAUCUCCGCAUAGCAUUGAAAAUCAUCCACUGAGAACAUUCUGAUGCUAUACAUCGGCUAGGUAGCAGCUCUUGGUGUUAAUACGAAGAUUGAGUUUAGUUUUUCAAUUCCCCAGAAAAAAAAAUCUAAUUCAACUAGUUCAACUAUAGGAAGUCAAGUUUUAAGCAAAAAGAAACACAUCAUCACGUUCGCCCACGGAGUGGAGGGGUAUUCGAGUAGAAAGAAAAUAAUCCAAAAAGCGAGAAGCAAAAAAAAGUGAGUGUGAAAGUUUUUGCCUUCCAUUCCAGUUUGCGACGUGCGGUGCUGUUAUAGUGCCCAAUAAGAGUGUGUGCUCAGAUAUAAGUGCUCCGCAAAGUGUGUACGACGACCACUAGGCUGCUCCGGGUAAAGCAACCGUACCGUAGCGGCGACCCGUGACCAGUUUCCAAGAGCUGGGAAAGGCAGUUGUGCUAGACAACGUCGAAUCGUGUGGCCCUGGUCCGAAAUCAGCAGCCCCAAUAUAAGCCAGGUGGGGGAAUAAUAACGACGAAGAGCAAGAAGAAAAAAAAUCAGCGAAUCACUGAAUAAGCUAGUGCAGCGAUCACAACUACGAAAGCACGCAAUAAGCCUGCCAUUUGACCAACUUGUCUGUCGCUGUGGCUGAUCACUUCGGCACCUGUAUAGUGCGGGAUCGUAAUCACGUCAUCGGGGGAAUAGCAAUCGUUCGUUCAACUGCAGUGCAGACACGCGAAACUGAAAAAAGCUGUUGUUCCUGCCUCACAAUAGCAGCACGCAACCGGUAGUCGCGUUCUGUCCCAUCGCCACCAACGCCUCGUCACUCGUCGUCGUCGUCGCCGCUGUUGCCGCUCUCGUGCAUCCAUCGGCGGCCCAUCCAUCGCUGUUCGCGUGCACUGAAUCCGUAAUUUGGUGGAUUCUUGUGAAAUAGAAGGAGCGGCACCGCCCACAGCCCGCCUGCAACCAAGCGAGCAUUCCUUCGCCGUCAAGGAAGAAAAUGUUUCCUCCAGUUUGGUUACCAAGAAAUCGGUGGUAGAGCGAAAGCGGAGGUCACGGUUUUCGUGGAAAAUUGAAAUAAUUAAUUUACUGUGAUUCGUGAGAGAGUGCGCGCGCGGGAAAAAUCAAUCCGAGUACAAGUGUUCCAUCCUGGUAUUCUUUUUCGGUAGUUGCGUGAAGUGAGUGAGGGAAGAAGCUUCUGCUUAACCGGGGUGUUGUCAAGAAAAGUCGACGUUUAUGAGCGCGAUAGCGAGUGUUGAAACGAUUCCACCACCUUUACCGCCGACUUCAACGACCGCCGAGGGCAACAGGAGCAGAGUGUCCAGCUAAUAUGGUCGUAAGUGAUUCCGCUCCCGAGCACCGGGCGGAAGCUGUCUAUCAUCAGUUGAAGGCGGAGGAGGAGAAGACGAAUCGUCGCUUGAGUUCGUAUUCGGGUUCUGAAGCAUCGUCAGAAUGCUACCGGCUGCUGCGGCACCGAAGGCGGUAUCACAUUUCCGGCAUGGUCUCGUUGCUGUGCUCGGUUGCGUUGUUCCUGUUGUCACAGUCGAUUCCUAACAGCUUCGGUGUCCUGCUGAACGGAACUGAGUAUCCCGUUAGUGCGCUGGAGUCGUCGUUAGUGGAUUUAAUUUCAUCAAAUGAUGUUGAUUAUGUUAAUGCAAAUAAUGAGGAUGAUGACGAUAAUGUGUCGUCCAAUAAUUAUAAUGCUAGCACCGGUGCUCUAAUUAGUGGUAGUGCGAGAAAUUUCGGCCGACGACCGAGCAGUGGUGGCCGAAACCGACCGAUACCGAUCUACCUGAACGAGUUUGCCGUGUACAUCCCGAGCGGACCAGACGUCGCCACCGUCAUUGCCGAUAAAUAUGGCUUCACCAAUUUUGGACAGAUCGGCCCUCUGAAAGGAUAUUAUUUAUUUCACCAUAGCCACGUCCGAAAGCGAUCCCUAGAUAGGAGCGAAGUUCACCACAGCGCACUCAACACCGAACCCGAGGUUCGAUGGAUGCAACAGCAGCACGAAAAGAUCCGCCGAAAGCGGGACUAUUCGACGUUCGAUCAGGAUUUUGUGCGCUUUCCGGAUCCGCGGUCGAUCGCACCAGGAAGCCGGGUUAACUAUCGGGACACCGGAGCGCACAAUAUCUUUCCGGAUCCGCUCUUCAAGGAGCAAUGGUACCUGAAUGGUGGCGCCAAGGACGGUUUGGACAUGAACAUCGGUCCAGCAUGGCAGAAAGGCUACACGGGGAAAGGCGUCGUCGUGUCGAUCCUGGACGAUGGCAUUCAGCGGAACCAUCCGGAUCUGCUGCAAAACUAUGAUCCGGACGCGUCGUACGACAUCAAUGGAAACGAUUCGGACCCGAUGCCACGGGACAAUGGCGACAAUAAGCACGGAACGCGAUGUGCGGGAGAGGUCGCAGCUGUGGCCUUCAACAACUACUGCGGCGUCGGAGUGGCGUACAACGCCAGCAUCGGAGGAGUUCGCAUGCUGGACGGAACUGUAAACGAUGCCGUAGAAGCGAAAGCUCUGGGCCUAAAUCCAGACCACAUUCACAUAUAUAGUGCAUCCUGGGGCCCCGAGGACGACGGUUCUACCGUUGAUGGACCCGGGCCAUUGGCUCGAAGGGCAUUUAUUUUCGGAGUGACCAGUGGUCGACAGGGAAAGGGUUCAAUCUUCAUUUGGGCCUCGGGCAACGGUGGCCGGUAUACCGAUAGCUGCAACUGCGAUGGAUAUACCAACUCGAUCUUCACCCUUUCGAUUUCCAGUGCCACUCAGGGAGGUUACAAACCUUGGUACUUGGAGGAGUGUUCAUCAACGCUUGCCACGACCUACAGUUCCGGAACGCCAGGCCAUGAUAAGAGUGUAGCCACCGUUGACAUGGACGGAUCGCUACGACCAGAUCGUAUUUGUACCGUUGAGCACACGGGAACUUCCGCUUCGGCUCCACUGGCUGCCGGCAUUGCUGCCCUAGCAUUGGAAGCAAAUCCUUCGCUCACAUGGCGCGAUAUGCAGUAUUUGGUGGUAUUGACUUCCCGUCCGGAACCACUCGAGAAGGAAUCUGGAUGGAUCUUGAACGGUGUGAAGAGGAAAGUGAGCCACAAAUUUGGGUACGGAUUGAUGGACGCUGGAUCGAUGGUCAGCCUGGCAGAACAGUGGACGAGUGUGCCUCCGCAGCAUAUCUGUAAGUCGCGAGAAAUCAACGAAGAUCGGCCCAUUGAGGGAUCCGUUGGAUACACGCUGCAAACGCACAUGGACGUUAACGGCUGUGCCGGAACGGUUAAUGAAGUUCGAUUCCUGGAACACGUCCAAUGUAAAAUCACCCUUCGAUUCUUCCCUCGGGGGAACCUUCGAAUUCUUCUAACAUCUCCAAUGGGAACGACCAGCACUCUCCUAUUUGAACGACCACGUGAUGUCACCAAGUCGAACUUUGAUGAUUGGCCAUUCCUGAGCGUCCAUUUCUGGGGCGAGAAGGCUGAAGGUAGAUGGACACUUCAAAUCCUGAACGGCGGACGUAGACGAGUCAGUCAAUCCGGUAUUCUUACCAAGUGGCAGCUUAUCUUCUACGGUACCGAUUCAAACCCUAUCCGAUUGAAGAAUGAAGCUCAACGGGGCUCGAUUGCCAACUACGGCAACGUGAAUCCGUUCGUAUUCCCAACGGAAACGGACAUCAAUCAACCUGCUCUCAGCGGUGCUGGAAACUAUUACCAAUCUGAUAUCUACUCCAACUCGAUGAGCUACCCGUUCUUGUUCACCGGAGCCGGCAGUGGCAUAGACAAAACAGUAACCACUUUAAAUGGACACAACAUCCCAACGGCUCAGCGGGAGAAUGUUAUGGCCGAUUCCAACAACAAACUGGUCGUUCUGCACGACUGUGAUCCUGAGUGCGACUCCCAGGGAUGCUACGGAAAGGGGCCCACUCAAUGUGUGGCCUGCAAACACUACCGCCUGGAUAAUACCUGUGUCAGUCGCUGCCCACCGCGAAGUUUCCCCAAUCAGGGUGGCGUUUGUUGGCCGUGCCACGAAUCCUGCGAAACGUGCGCUGGAGCCGGCCAGGAUAGUUGUUUGACCUGUGCCCCGGCCCAUCUGUACGUUACCGAUUUGGCCGUCUGCCUGCAGAUCUGCCCAGAUGGGUACUAUGAAAAUUACGACAACCGCACGUGUGUGCCAUGCGAAGCCAACUGUGCAUCCUGUCAGGACCGACCGGACUACUGUACCAGCUGUGAUCAUCAUUUAGUUAUGCAUGAGCACAAAUGCUACUCGGCCUGCCCGAAGAACACCUAUGAAACCGAAGACUACAAUUGUGCCGACUGUCAUCCCUCCUGUAUGACGUGCAACGGAUCGUCCGAGUCGCAGUGCAUCCUGUGCCGAGCUGGCCGGUUUGCUCACGAGGGCCGGUGCCUCAAUGCCUGCCCGGAUGGGUUCUUUGGGGACAAAAAACGGCACGAGUGCAUGCCGUGUCCGAUUGGGUGCUCGACGUGCAGCAGCGGCUCCAUCUGUACGGCCUGCCGGGACAACUGGACCAUGAACAAGAAGGCCAAAUGCAUCGCCAACGGGAGCAAUAACUGUGACGAAUCGGAAUACUACGAGAACGGUCACUGUCACUCGUGCCACUCGACGUGCGAAACCUGCACAGGUCCAACGGAGCACGAGUGUCUAACCUGCGCAUCGCCGUUGCUGCUGCAGAACCAACGCUGCGUCAACGAGUGCGACGAGGGCUACUACAUGGAGGUGGGCGUCUGUGCCAAGUGUUUGCACACCUGUACCCAGUGUGUGUCGCGCAUGAACUGCACUUCCUGCCAGAAGGGACUGCAGCUGCAGAGUGGCGAGUGCCGAACGACCUGUGCCGACGGAUAUUACAGCGAUCGUGGAACCUGCGCCAAGUGCUACCUGAGCUGCAACACGUGCAGCGGACCGCGCCGGGAUCAGUGCGUGACGUGUCCCGAAGGUUGGCAGCUUGCUGGAGGCGAGUGCCAUCCCGAGUGCCCCGAAGGAUUCUUCAAGACCAAAUUCGGCUGCCAAAAGUGCCAUCACUAUUGCAAAACCUGUAACGCCGCUGGCCCACUGGCCUGUACUUCCUGUCCGUCGCACUUCAUGCUCGACGGAGGCCUCUGUAUCGAGUGUCUCGGAUCACAGUUCUACGAUCCACCAACGCAGACGUGCAAGACCUGUCACGAUAGCUGCCGGUCUUGUAGCGGUCCCGGUCAGUAUUCGUGUGUAACGUGCGCCUUCCCGCUGCAUCUGGAUCGUCUCAACAACCAGUGUGUGCCUUGCUGUGCCAGCGAUGCCUCGCCCGAAGAUCAAAGCUGCUGCCAUUGCGACAAAGAAACCGGUGGCUGCAUCAAUUCAUCGCCGGCUGGAAAACGGCGUAUCGGUGCCGAACAGCAGUUGCUUCAGUUUGGUGAGGAAGCAGCAAAUAGCGCAAGCGAUAGCAACGCUGCCGAAACCAGCGAUUCAAGUCUACGGCGGUUCCUACAGGGAGCAUCGCCCUCGGCCGUCACCGUCGUAGCCGUCUCCGGUUGUUUGCUGAUCGUGACAUUGUUCGCCAUCAUUUUCACCGUACUACAGAAACGGAACCGUAACGUUUACACCGGCGUCCGGUACAACAAACUAUCCAGCGGAAGUGGCGGAGGAAGUGGUUCCCGAACCACAAAGAUAUCAAUACCAGCCGAUGGUGAUGAUUUAUUAGAACCAAUUGUAAAUAAUUCCGAAGACGUGGACGACGAGGAGGACGAUGAUGAUGAGAAUGGGAAGGGCCAGGGCGAGAAGGGCGACCACGUGUACCACGACGAUGACCACGAACUGCACGAUGGUGCAAUGGUUACCAGCAGCAGUACCAGAAACAGCGGAGCAGGCCACAGCAGGCAGAACCGGUUUGUGGCCACAGGACAUCACGGGGCAUCACGGCGAGGGACAAGGCCACAGCCGGACUCGAUACGGUUUGCAAGGACUUGAAAAUGGAAAACGCGAACGUAGUUCCCUCCCCCCAACUGCGGAGAUGAGGGAAAACGGUAAACUGUGUGCUAUAAUAGGCGAUAACAAAUUAUUAUAAAUAUUUACUUAAGUGAGGUCGGAAGCGGAAGCAACGGGGCUUGAAGCCGUCUCAAUAGCUGGGAUUGGGCAGCCGUCCGUUCUUCCUUAGAUUCGCCUCAGAUUUGUUAUACUGGAAGCCUUGGUUGGGGGAAUUGAGGGAAGAAUGAGAAACAAGUGCGAGUGGAAACAAGAUGCGAUCGAAAAUAAAAUUUGGAGAAAAAACACAAACGAAAUGAUGUUCAUGAUGUUGAUGACGAUGGCUGACGGAAUGAUGACGAUGAGGCAAUUGGGGGCGAUAAAGUAAGUGUGUUUGUGGAUAUGUGGGAGUGUGGGUAUUUGGGGUAAACAAUCUUUUGAUUUGGAAAUAAAGGAAAAUUAAGAACUUUUUUGUUACUUUUUAUACACUAUUAUUGCCGUAGUCGAUAGGAAUUCGGGCAAAAUGGCGAUUACGCGUCUUGGAAGAGAAAGGGAGAUUUAGAUGUACAGUGUUAAGGCACUUUUCAAAUUCCGAUGACAUAAAAAUGGAGCAGUUAGACGACGAAAGCAUGAGGGAAGCUGAGGAAAAGCUGCUUAUUGGAGAUGAAAAGAAAGGUUGUUGUUAGACAGGGGAACAAACAGAGCGAUUGGUGACCAUUGCAUUGGCUUCAGCUUAUGUCUUCAAAAUAAUAGUCUUGUUAAUGGCGACAACAGUAAAAUAAGAAACAUCAUACGCCUGUGAAAUGCGAGCAAAAGAAAUGAGUGUUCCGAAUUAUUCUCCCUCCAUUACUUCAUUGCGUUAUUCCAUCUUUAAGACAGAACCUGCUCCUCUCGACUAUGUUUUGUCCCUUUUCCAGAUAAUUAUGUUUUGCGGAUUUUUCUCGCAAAGCACAAUUAUUGUAAAAUCGAAACACUGUGAGCUCUUUCAUUGCCAUAUGUUUAAAAUAUCACAGAUAACACACGUCGUUUUCAAAACAUCGGAUCAUCGAGAAACAGAGUGAACAGUGGGAGGUAAGUGGUACAGAAUUACAUCCAUUGUGAAAAUAUUUAUGCUAGAAUUGGACUGAUCUAAAUGCAUAAAAUCGAUCGUGAUUUUACAAUUUUUUGUUUUUAUGAUUAGAUAUAAAGAUAUUGUCAACAAAAUUUCAACAAAACCAAUACUUCGUUGAUCUCUA
Messenger RNA from Aedes aegypti (yellow fever mosquito), 8535 nucleotides. It is a transcript of the gene Fur2, whose product is annotated as furin-like protease 2. Gene Ontology annotation, molecular function: serine-type endopeptidase activity. Gene Ontology annotation, biological process: protein processing. The record is from RefSeq and is a predicted model, not a curated record. The transcript is spliced from 16 exons. The coding region runs from base 2699 to 7306 and encodes 1535 amino acids. NCBI's taxonomy places the organism in Eukaryota, Metazoa, Arthropoda, Insecta, Diptera, Culicidae. Gene Ontology annotation, cellular component: trans-Golgi network; Golgi membrane.